This is a messenger RNA of Symbiodinium pilosum, 871 nucleotides long. The record is from the annotation of a GenBank genome assembly. NCBI's taxonomy places the organism in Eukaryota, Dinophyceae, Suessiales, Symbiodiniaceae.
GUGCAAGUGGAUCCAGUCGACAGUCAGCGGCUGCUGAGUGGCAGAAUGUCCCUGCAGAGCUCAAAGCCGGCGGGUAUCCUCAAAGAGAACUUUUCUUCGUGCCACAGAAGAGCCAGACGGUCGGGCAGGAUCCAGAAGGUGGUGCUUGCCGAGGAUCAUCGCCGCAAGAUGCCAGUAAUCCCGACCCAAGACAGCGCAACUACUACGCCACCUGGACAGCUUUCACGCUCAAGGAAUGCUUUGAAAUUUGCAGCUGGAAGCAGGACUGCACUGGCGUAGAGUUCUCCGAGAAUCACUCGUACUGCGAAGUUUGGAACGCUCCAAUUCAUUGGACGCAGCCGCUUGAUGGCUACCAGUGCUACCUCGCCUAUCCGCAGUCAGGACAGCCUGAUGGCAUCAGAUGGAAGGCUGGUUCAGCUGAAGUUGCGGUCUCUGGCAUGGCGGGGCCGAAGUCCACAGAUCUGGUCCUGGAAGCGGUUCUGGGAGCCGUGCUCUUGCUGGGCAUAGUGGCCGCGAUCCUAUGUGCCUGCAGACGAUGGAAAAAGCCUUCGAGGAGAGCCAAAGCUUCAGAAGCUGUCAAAAAGCGAGGGCUAGAUAUUGACACGACAGACAAACACACGGGUGAUGCAACGCAUUCCGGAGAUGAGCUGCAACCUUUGGUGGGUGGCGCAUCUGAGCUGUCAUCCCCAACGGGUAGCUUUGUUUCGGGUGUUGGGGGCCACACGUGGAAUCCAGCUUCGAACUUCUCUUUUGCAGCUUCCGGGCGGCCAGGGGUCGGCUACGAGGCGUUGAGUCAGGGAGCUCAGGCACCGGGCCCCGGUGCACAAGAUGGAGACCAGACCACCUACCUGCAGCAGCUGCGUCAAUGGCU